Molecule: messenger RNA, 789 nt
Organism: Arabidopsis arenosa
Lineage: Eukaryota; Viridiplantae; Streptophyta; Magnoliopsida; Brassicales; Brassicaceae
Source: the annotation of a GenBank genome assembly
CAAGAGCACUCAACUCCAAUUCUCAUUAAGAACAAUGUCUUCUUCUUCUUCUUCAACCAAAUUUUGUUUCUUCGCUUGCCUCCUCCUAUUCACAUUUUCACACAACCUCGUGGCUGGACAAUCCGACAAAGUUAAGCUCAAUCUUUACUAUGAAUCACUUUGUCCUUCUUGUCAGAAUUUCAUCGUCCAUCAUCUAGGCAAAAUCUUUAACACCGAUCUCCACACAAUCACCGAUCUCAAGCUCAUUCCAUUCGGUAACGCUCAUGUUUCCGAUGAUCUUACCGUUACUUGCCAGCAUGGUGAAGAAGAAUGCAAAUUAAACGCCCUUGAAGCUUGUGCCAUAAGAACUUGGCCUAAUCAGAGAUUGCACUAUAAGUUCAUACGGUGUGUUGAAACUAACACGAAUGCUUGGGAAUCAUGUGUUAAGAAGUAUGGAGGCGAGAAAGCGAUUAAUGAUUGUUACAAUGGUGAUCUCUCUAAAGAACUGAUACUUGGGUAUGCAAACCAGACAUUAAGUUUAAAACCGGAGCAUAAAUACGUACCAUGGAUGACACUCAACGGCGAACCACUCUACGAAAAUAUUGGUGAUUUUGUGGACUUAGUCUGCAAAGCUUAUAAAGGAAAGGCUGCGCUCCCACAACUCUGUUAUUCCUCUGUCUUGUCACAGAGGACAAUGUUGAAACUUGCAUUCUCCUAUGUUGAUGAAGCUAUAAUUCACUAAGUUAAUAUAUAACUACUAAGAUGGAUUUAAGCUUACAUUAGUGGAAAAAAUAAAUAAAGACCUUUUUC